AUGGAUAGAAGAAAUGACUAUGGUUAUAGAACAACGGUGUUCCAGGGCCCUCUGCCUCCCUCUGGGAGCCUGGGGCUUCCCUUCCCUCCAGAUGUACAGACUGAGACCACAGAAGAGGACAGUGUCUUGCUGAUGCAUACCCUGUUGGCGGCAACCAAGGACCCACCUGUUGCCAACCGACCUAAGAAAAGCAAGACCAAGAAGACUUCUCUUAAGGCUGUUACUAAGUCUGCACCUGCUGCCUCUCCAGUCCCAACUGCCAAUGAGAUUGCCACCAACAAGCCCAAAAUAACUUUACAGGCUUUAAACUUGCCCAUGCUCACUCAGAUCAGCCAGUCUUCAGCUACUACUGAGGUAGCCAAUAUUCAGGCUUCUUCAGUCACUGUUCAGCCUAAAAAAGCCAACAAGACAAAGAGAGUUUCUGCCAAGGUAACCCAAGGCUCCCAGGCCCCAACUGGGAGUGAGGGUGUUACUACCCAACUCAAGUCACCCUUGCAGACCCUAAACCUACCGGUGAUUUCACAGACUAUCCAGGUUCCAGUUGCCAGUGAGUCAGCCAGUUCCCUGGCCUUGAUAGUCUCUACCAAGCCUAAGAAAGCUUCCAAGGCCAAGAAGGCUGCCAAUAAGACCAUAGCUAGUGCCACUGAAAUCUUACCAGCUCCAACUACUAUCCACAUAGCUACUACCCAAGGCCAAAUUACCAGCGAGACAGCCAAUAUCCAAGCUACAGCAGCCUCUAUCAGAACCAAGAAAGCUCCCAAGGCCAAGAAGACAACUGCUAAGGCCCUAAAUACUGACACAGAACAUCUAGAGUCUCCAAAUUCUACUGAGGCAGUGAGCAGGCAGAUUGAGGCCACAGCAGCAGCUCUCCGGCCCAAAAAGCCCAAGGGAAAGAAGGUUGUCAAUAAGGGCCCAAAUUCUGCCUCUGAGAUCACUGAGGCUCCACCCACCACUCAGAUGGUUACAAACCAAACCAUAGUAGCUACUAUUCGAGUCAAGAGAGGGUCUAGGGCUCGAAAGGCUGCCACUAAGGCUCGGGUACCUGAAAGCCAGACCCCAAUUGCUGACCAGGGGGCUCAGAUGAAGAUGGCUGCCUCUCAGACCAGCAUAAGCGCCCUUGAGACUCAGGUUGCGGCUGCUGUCCAGGCCCUGGCAGAUGACUAUUUGGCUCAGUUGAGUCUGGAGCCCACAACUAGGACCCGGGGCAAGAGAAACCGAAAGUCCAAACAUCCAAAUGGGGAUGAGAGAAGUGGCAGUAAUUAUAGGCGGAUCCCAUGGGGCCGGAGGCCUACGCCACCACGAGAUGUGGCCAUUUUGCAAGAAAGGGCAAAUAAAUUGGUGAAAUACCUGUUGGUUAAGGAUCAAACAAAGAUCCCCAUAAAGCGCUCAGACAUGCUGAAGGAUGUCAUCCAAGAAUAUGAUGAAUAUUUCCCAGAGAUCAUUGAACGAGCAAGCUACGCUCUGGAAAAGAUGUUUCGAGUCAAUCUGAAGGAAAUCGAUAAGCAAAGUAGCUUGUAUAUUCUGAUCAGCACUCAGGAAUCCUCUGCAGGCAUACUGGGAACGACCAAGGAUACACCCAAGCUGGGUCUCCUCAUGGUGAUUCUGAGUGUCAUUUUUAUGAAUGGCAACAAGGCCAGUGAGGCUGUCAUCUGGGAGGUGCUGCGCAAGUUGGGGCUACGCCCUGGGGUGAGACAUUCACUUUUUGGGGAAGUGAGGAAGCUCAUCACAGAUGAAUUUGUAAAGCAAAAGUACCUGGAGUAUAAGAGGGUCCCCAACAGCAGACCACCUGAGUAUGAGUUCUUCUGGGGCCUGCGCUCUUACCAUGAGACUAGCAAGAUGAAAGUCCUCAAGUUUGCAUGCAAGGUGCAGAAGAAAGACCCCAAAGACUGGGCUGCUCAGUAUCGGGAGGCAGUGGAGAUGGAAGUCCAAGCUGCAGCUGUGGCUGUGGCUGAGGCUGAGGCCAGGGCUGAGGCAAGAGCCCAAAUGGGGAUUGGAGAGGAAGCUGUGGCUGGGCCUUGGAAUUGGGAUGACAUGGAUAUCGACUGCCUAACAAGGGAAGAAUUAGGUGAUGAUGCUCAGGCCUGGAGCAGAUUUUCAUUUGAAAUUGAGGCGAGAGCCCAAGAAAAUGCAGAUGCCACCACCAAUGUCAACUUCAACCGAGGAACUAGCACCAGGGGUGGUUUCAGUGAUGGUGCUAGUAUUAGCUUUAAUGGUGCACCCGGCCCCAGUGAUGGCUUUGGUGGUGGAGCUGGUAUUACCUUCGGAGGUGCACCCAGCACCAGUGCUAGCUUCAGCAAUGCAGCCAGCAUUAGCUUUGGUGGCACAUCCAGUACCAGUGCCAGUUUCAGCAGUGCAGCCAGCAUUAGCUUUGGUGGUGCACCCAGCACUAACACUAGUUUCAGCGGUGGAGCCAGCAUUAGCUUUGGUGGUGCACCCAGUACCAGUGCCAGCUUCAGUGGUGGAGCCAGCAUCAGUUUUGGUGGUGCACCUUGUACAAGUGCCAGUUUCAGUGGUGGAGCCAGCUCUGGCUUUGGAGGCACGCUCAGCAGCACCACAGCUGGCUUUAGCAGUGCACUUAGCACUAGCACCAGCUUUGGCAGUACACCCACCACAAGCACUGUCUUCACUGGCGCACUUAGCACCAGCACUGGCUUUGGAGGCACACUUAGCACCAGUGUAUGUUUUGGUGGCUCUCCAAGUUCUGGUUCCAGCUUUGGUGGCACACUCAGUACUAGUAUCUGUUUCGGUGGCUCUCCUAGCACCAGCACUGGUUUUGGUGGUACACUAAGCACCAGUGUCUCCUUUGGUGGCUCUUCUAUCACCAGUCCUGACUUUGGAGGUACACUAAGCACCAGUGUCUGCUUUGGUGGCUCUCCUAGUACCAGUGCCAGCUUUGGUGGUGCACUUAAUAGCAGUGCUGGCUUUGGCGGUGCCAUCAGCACCAGUGCCGGCUUUGGUGAUGCCAUCAGCACCAGUGCCAACUUUGGCAGUGCACUCAACAGCAGUGCUGGCUUUGGCAGUGCCAUCAGCACCAGCUCCAGCUUCAGUGGUGCACUCAACAGCAAUGCCAGCUUCAGCAGUGCCAUUGGCACCAGUGCUGGCUUUGGUGGUGCCAUCAGCACCAAUACUGGCUUUGGCAGUACACUCAAUAGCAGUGCCGGCUUUGGCAGUGUCAUCAGCACCAGUGCCGGCUUUGGAGGUGCACUCAGCAGCAGUGCCGGCUUUGGCAAUGCCAUGAGUACCAGUGCUGGCUUUGAUGGUGCUGUCAGUACUAGUGCUGGCUUCAGUGGUGCACCAAGCACCAACCCUGGCUUUGGUGGUGCAUUCAGCACCAGUGCUGGCUUCAGUGGGGCACUUAGUACCACUACUGACUUUGGCAGUACUCACAGCAACAGCAUUGGCUUUGGCAGUGCUCCCAGCACCAGCGUCAGCUUUGGUGGUGCUCACAGCACCAGCCUCUGUUUUGGUGGAGCUCCCAGCACCAGCCUCUGCUUUGGCAGUGCAUCUAACACCAACCUAUGCUUUGGUGGCUCUCCUAGCACCAGUGCCUGCUUUAGUGGUGCCACCAGUGCCAGUUUUAGUGAUGGACCCAGCACCAGUGCCGGUUUCAGCUUUGGUAAUGGGUUAAGCACCAGUGCUGGAUUUGGAGGUGGACUGAGCACCAGUGCUGGCUUCGGUGGCAACCUAGGCACCAGUACUGGCUUCGGUGGCGGCCUAGGCAGUGGCUCCGGCUUCGAUGGUGGCCUAGGUACCAGUGCUGACUUUGGUGGCGGACUAAGCACCGGCACUGGCUUUGGUGGUGGAUUAGGUACCAGUGCUGGCUUCAGUGGCGGACUGGGCACCAGCACUGGCUUUGGUGGCGAACUAGUCACCAGUGAUGGCUUUGGUAGUGCACUGGGUACCAAUGCUGGUUUUGGCAGCACACUUGGCACUGGUGUGGGUUUUAGUGGUGGCCUCAGCACCAGCGAUGGCUUUGGCGGUGGGCCUAAUGCCAGCUUUGACAGAGGACUGAGUACCAUCAUUGGCUUUGGCAGUGGUUCCAACACCAGCACUGGCUUUACUGGCGAACCCAGCACCGGCACCAGCUUCAAUAGUGGACCCACUUCUAUUGUUGGCUUCAAUAGUGGACCGAGCACUGGUGCUGGCUUCUGCAGUGGGCCAAGCACUGGUGGCUUUGGCUUCGGUGGACCAAGCAGCAGUGCUGGCUUCGGUGGUGGACCAAGCAGCAGUGCUGGAUUCGGCGGUGGACCGAGCACCGGUUCUGGCUUUGGUGGUGGACCUAAUAGCCUUGGUGCCUGUGGCUUCUCCUACGGCUAAUGAAGUUUCAGGUUUAUUCCCCAUGUUUACAGACACCACUAAUAAAUUGCAGCAGUC
This is a messenger RNA of Marmota flaviventris (yellow-bellied marmot), 4374 nucleotides long. The record is from RefSeq and is a predicted model, not a curated record. NCBI's taxonomy places the organism in Eukaryota, Metazoa, Chordata, Mammalia, Rodentia, Sciuridae.